AUGGAACGUAGGCUGUCUCGUGACCCUGACUUACAAAAGGAAUACGCGAAUUUUAUGACAGAUUACUUGGACGCCGGUCAUAUGUCUUUGGUUCCCGGGAAUGAACUCAGUCAGGGGAAAUAUUAUAUUCCACAUCAUUGCGUUUUGCGUCCUGACUCUGCUACCACCCGUCUCCGCGUUGUCUUUGACGCGUCGGCCAAGGAUGCCCACUCUCGGUCUUUAAACGACACUCAACUAAUCGGUCCCAAGUUACAACCGAACAUUCUAGAAAUUCUAUUGCGAUUUAGGGUACAUAAUAUUGUUUUUAUGGCUGAUGUUCGACAAAUGUACCGUCAAAUUCUUAUUUCCCAAGCCGAUCGUGACUACCAGCGCAUUUUUUGGAGAACCACUCCUACAGAAUGUCUUCAAGAAUACCGUUUGAAUACUGUAACAUAUGGCGUUUCAUCUUCACCCUUUCUUGCGUGUCGUACUCUGCGACAGCUUGCCGAGGACGAGGGCAAUCAGUAUCCCAUAGCAAAGGGAAUCAUUCUGUCUGACGUAUAUAUCGACGACGUGGCCAGUGGUUCCGACACGCUAGAACACGCCCAACAGGCAAAGGACCAACUAAUCGCCUUGUUCAAAUUAGGUGGCUUCCAUCUUAGGAAGUGGGUGUCUAACAAUGCGCAACUUCUGCUUGACCUCCCUAUUCAAGAUCGUCUCACUGGUUCUGUCUCUCUCGAUAACUAUGAAACUCAAAUUUUAAAAAUUCUCGGCCUAAAAUGGGAUCCUCACACAGAUGCAUUUCUUUUCGAAAUCCAACCUCUCGACCGGCCUUGUACCAAACGAUCGAUUCUCAGCGAACUAGCUAGAGUGUUCGACCCUCUAGGAUUUUUGUCUCCCAUUACAAUUCAAAUCAAAACCUAUAUCCAGAAACUUUGGAUCCUUGGUAUCGGAUGGGAUCAAACACCGCCUGAUGAGGUCAUUGCGGCCGGGCCCGCAGGCAACAGCUAG
Trichoplusia ni (cabbage looper) is the source of this 990-nucleotide messenger RNA. RefSeq lists its product as uncharacterized. The record is from RefSeq and is a predicted model, not a curated record. The coding region runs from base 1 to 990 and encodes 329 amino acids. The transcript is spliced from 2 exons. NCBI's taxonomy places the organism in Eukaryota, Metazoa, Arthropoda, Insecta, Lepidoptera, Noctuidae.